Messenger RNA from Closterium sp. Naga37s-1, 414 nucleotides. The record is from the annotation of a GenBank genome assembly. NCBI's taxonomy places the organism in Eukaryota, Viridiplantae, Streptophyta, Zygnematophyceae, Desmidiales, Closteriaceae.
AUGUCGAGUUUGUGCAAGGACGAAGAUUUCAAAAAAUGGGCGCUCGACGUGUACAUGCUCGACAAGUACGGCAUCGAGAUGCGGACCAACCCCACGAUGUCGAGAGCGACGGACGUAUCCUCUCAGCUCAACACCAAGCACCUGAUCACGCAACUUCGGGGCGAGAUCAACUUCCACAAGGAGGAGGGAGGGAAGGCCAAAAUCAAGAUUAACCACCUUGAGAAGCAGGUCGAGUCAUUGGAGCGGGAGAAGGGCUCGAUGCAGGCAGAGUUGGAGGCGAAGACAGAGGCGUUCGCGCAACUACAUAAAGCGUUCAACGCAUUGAAGAAUAUCGCGGCGACAAAUGUGGGGGAGAGCGAGAGCGUGUCGCAGACGGCGACCGAGGAAGCCACCCCGGCUCCACAGCAAGCUUAA